UCCCACUUAACGUUUUUUUUCUUUCGGUUUCUAGCGCACACGAAGGCUGCGACUCGGCUUCACACACACACACACACACACAAACACUCGGCUAUUUAUCACAUUUGAAAGCCGCCAUUACAAUAACACGAAACGGGAGCAGAGCGUAGACGACGAUAUUAUUAUCCACCCAGCGGCGACGACAUCGAUACCAACACCAACAAACGUCGUAAAACAGGCGCGCGUGUUCGUCGUCGUGGCAGCCCCUCGAAACCCACACACACACACACGCUCAUUGAACACAUACUAAGGCGCACAUCGGCUCCAACCAACUCUUCCGCCCAACCGUCGCCCCUCCCCUAACCGACAGCCCAAAUCUGCCGCCCUGUCCGCUAACAGUUCGGUUUUCGUGAUCGUGCUCUCGUUCGUGCCCGAAGUCGUCGCGACUCUGGCAGCGGCAGCGGCAGCAGCAGCAGCAGCAGCAGCGACAGCAACAAAUAUUAACAUUCAGGGACAACGACAACACGGCGACGGCGUCUGCGUCGACAUCCCUACGUUUCAGUUCUGAUUGGAGAUUCGUGCGCCGCCGUUGCUUGCACGCGGCAAUUGUUCAGCUCAGCUGUGAAUUAUAUUAAGUUAUUUUCCAAUUCCGAUUCCGUUUUCAACUCAUUCACAACUGUUGCAACUCUUGACUAUGCUUUUUGCAAUAACAAAAGAAUAACGAAGAAGAAUACAAAGUAUAACGGAGCAUUCAAGAAAACCAAUCUGAAACAGUGCCUCAAGUGUUUGUGCUUACAGUUAUUUUAGCAAAAACUUUCCAUCGCCUAGAAGAACAACAACAAGAAGAACAAGAAAAAGACAACAACAACGAGCGGAUUACGAAAGCUUCCAAGCAACGCAUUCUUUGAUAUUAACGUCAAAAUGUUAGGCAACUAAUCAACUAAAAAGGACGUCAAGGAUAUAUUUGUAUAUGAAUUAGAGAAUUAUCAAUUGCAUGCAAUACGUUAAAAACAACACAGGCAAGGAAUCUAUUGUCCGAACCAAAUUUGUUCCACGCCAAUUGACGGAACAAUUCAACUGACAAUUAACAAACAACACAAAAAAACCCCCCCCAAAAACGGCUUCCAAAUGAAGAUGGCAUCUCAACGGUUUUGUUUGCGCUGGAACAACCAUCAGAGCAAUCUGUUAUCUGUCUUUGAUCAGCUGCUGCACGCGGAAACCUUUACAGAUGUGACGCUGGCCGUCGAAGGACAAUACCUGAAGGCGCACAAGAUGGUGCUAUCCGCCUGCAGUCCAUAUUUCAAUGCACUGUUUGUCAAUCAUCCCGAAAAGCAUCCGAUUGUCAUAUUGAAGGAUGUGCCCUAUUCGGACAUGAAGUCGUUAUUGGACUUCAUGUAUCGCGGCGAGGUGUCUGUCGACCAGGAGCGUCUCACCGCCUUUCUGCGCGUCGCCGAGAGUCUGCGCAUCAAGGGCCUGACCGAGGUCAACGAUGACAAGCCCACAUCAGCAGAAAGCGCCCCAGCGCCGCCCCAAUUGCAACGCAUACAGCCGUACCUGGUGCCGCAGCAGCGCAAACAGCCAAAUGUGCUGGCUGCCAAUGCCGCAGCGGCCGCGCUUCAAGCAGCUGCCACGCAGCAGCAGCACCAACAGCAGCAGCAGCAGCAGCAGCCGUCGCUGCUCAGCACCGCCCUGAUGCCCAAACGUAAAAGGGGCAGACCCCGCAAGCUCUCCGGCAGCUCCAAUGGCACCGGCAACGAUUACGACGAGUUUGAACGCGAGGGCCUCAUGAAUGACUCGGAUAUGGGCAAUGGCAAGCUGUGCAAUGAGUCGUAUUCCGGCAACGAUGAUGGCUCCGAUGACAACCAGCAAGAAUCUGCGCACAAUGACGAUCUGAAUGAAAGCCGCGACUCGCUGCCCACAAAGAGAUCAAAGAGCGGGAAAGAUCAGCGCAUGGCACAACAAGACGACAACAGCACUUCUGAUGGCAAUGACAGCGAUGGCGACGCCCUGGAUACAUCCUAUAUGGAGCCGCAACUGAUGCUGGAUGAAUACGACGAGCCCGUGGAAUUUAAGUAUAAUCCCCUAACGGACAGCUCACCGACGCAGGAUCAGAACCCAUCAGCGGACAAUCAACAUAUCAACGAGCAGGCGCGCCAGCAGGCAUUCCUCAUUGCAGCACAGCGGAAACAUCAGGCGGAAACCGCGGCGCUGGCUGCCUCAACAACAGCUGGCGGGGGCGGCGGCGGCGGCGGCGGCGGUUUGAAGCUCAACAUCAUUGGCAUAGCCAGCGCAGCGGGUGGCGGCAAGUCCAUGGUCAGCAUACCGAAGCUGACGCCGAUUGGCAAGGUGAAUGCCGCCUCGACGCCGCUGGUGUCGCCCGCCUCGUCCUCCUCGUCCAAGCCGCGUGCACAGAAGCGACCCAAGCUGAAGCAGAAUGGCGAUGUUAAGAGUGUGUUUGCCGCUGGGCAGGAAUAUCUAGAUCUGUACAAUAGCAGCGAUGGCUUUAAGCUCAAAUCGGAGCUGUUGGGCGGCAGCACGCCCAAUCUGAGCAGCAGCAGUGCGGGUGGCGCGGGCAGCAUAUCCGUUACGCCCACUGUGAAAACCAAACUCAAUCUCAGCAGCAAUGUGGGCGAGGGCGAAACGGAGGGCUCUGUGCGCGACUAUUGUACCAAAGAGGGCGAGCAUACGUAUCGCUGUAAAGUCUGCUCCAGGGUCUAUACACACAUUAGCAAUUUCUGCCGGCACUAUGUGACCUCGCACAAGCGCAAUGUCAAGGUGUAUCCGUGUCCGUUCUGCUUUAAGGAGUUCACGCGCAAGGAUAACAUGACGGCGCAUGUCAAGAUCAUACACAAAAUCGAGAAUCCAUCCACAGCGCUCGCCAAUGUGGCAGCUGCGAGUUUGGCAAAUCAAUCGGGCCUGGGCGUGGCCGUUGGCACAGCCACGCCGCCGGAUUUGAAUGCGCAGAACUCGAAUCAAUCGCUGCCGGCGACAAGCAACAAUGCAUUAUCCACCUCAUCAUCGUCGUCGACAUCAUCCUCCAGCGGCUCGUUGGGGCCGCUGGCAACGGCAGCAGCGGCCGCUGCCGCGGCGCAGUAAUCUCCACACAUACAGACACACACACACACACAUAAACACAGAGCCGCAUAUUCCAAAAUGAGAACUAUUAAAGAAAGAGAAAAGCAAAAGAAAAUGUAAGAAAAGCCUGAGGCAGCGCCAGGCGCUACGUGUGCCUUAUGUGCUUUAAGUGGGC
This is a messenger RNA of Drosophila novamexicana, 3229 nucleotides long. RefSeq names its product protein tramtrack, beta isoform-like. Gene Ontology annotation, cellular component: nucleus. Gene Ontology annotation, biological process: regulation of transcription by RNA polymerase II. The coding region runs from base 1108 to 3075 and encodes 655 amino acids. The record is from RefSeq and is a predicted model, not a curated record. NCBI's taxonomy places the organism in Eukaryota, Metazoa, Arthropoda, Insecta, Diptera, Drosophilidae. The transcript has 6 exons. Gene Ontology annotation, molecular function: protein binding.